AUGGUCUGCAACUUGGAGCUCGAGUCAAGCCCUGCACUCCGUGAAUUCUUUCUGCGCAACUGGCUUGUCAACCCGUCUGGAAAGCAGGGCCAUUACCAGGCGGGAGACCUGCUACAAGAGCAUUACAACCGUGAGCUCGAGUCGUUCAUAGGACGUAACGACAUACCGUGGGAUUCCGACUUCAUGCGCAAAGUCGUUUCACCGAAUGUCAUUCACUUCCUUGACCUCAAAAAUCAAUGGCGAGAAGGGGUCGGGCUCAAGCCACGACGCAGCAAUCAUCCGGAACCACAUAGCAACCCUGAGGUGAAGAUCCUGCUGCAGUCGUACAAGGACACUGAUUCUGGCGCCGACCUACAUCGCUUCCGUCCUGGGCGGCGCUAUGGUAUGCAAGCGAAGGAAACGGACACGUUCGGGCAUGGCGUGGCCCAGAUGCUUAAUGGGAAGCUCGCAGAAUUUGUUACGAAAACAACACAUACUCGCUGUACUAGUAGCACAUUGGCCCAUGACCAAGGUGCUACUGGUACUACUAGCCAACACGGUGGACUCGGAGAGCCUACGGACUCUGAGGCAGUCACAGGCAAUGAUGACGCACACGAAGGGGAGCAGUCAGAGAUACCGGAUGUGGCGCAUGAAGCUGAAGACGAGGUAUAUGAUGGCGAAGGUGAGGAUGGUAUGACAGAUGGGCGAGUGGACGUCAGCGAUGGAAUGCAUGUCAUUCUCGCCGACGAGCAUAUUACUAUUGCAGACCUAGAGGAAGAGUAUGAUGAUGAGGAACAAAGCGGUGAUGAAUACGGAUACAGUAGUACCUAG
This is a messenger RNA of Fomitopsis serialis, 810 nucleotides long. RefSeq lists its product as uncharacterized. The record is from RefSeq and is a predicted model, not a curated record. Bases 1 to 810 code for a protein of 269 amino acids. Lineage: Eukaryota; Fungi; Basidiomycota; Agaricomycetes; Polyporales; Fomitopsidaceae. The transcript has a single exon.